Molecule: messenger RNA, 1257 nt
Organism: Micropterus dolomieu (smallmouth bass)
Lineage: Eukaryota; Metazoa; Chordata; Actinopteri; Centrarchiformes; Centrarchidae
Exons: 4
Coding region: 184-1257 (357 amino acids)
Biological process (GO): immune response; toll-like receptor signaling pathway; inflammatory response
Cellular component (GO): membrane
Molecular function (GO): transmembrane signaling receptor activity
Source: RefSeq, a predicted model, not a curated record
UGUUGGGAGCUCAAAAAAGGGAAUGAGCUGGCUAAACUGUACAUGGGUGCAAAUGCAUCUGAGCAUGCUUCAGAGGGCUCCACAGAGAAACUGCACUGCCUCCCUUCUCAUUUCUUCCAGAGCAACUUCACUGGCGAUCUGAACUGCCAGAGACCCAGGCAAAGGGAGUGAGUUAGGCAGCCAAUGGAGAGCUAUUGGAGUUUCACUGGGAUCCAGAUAAUGGAGCCAAUGAAUUCACUUGAGACUGCAGACUCGCAGCCUGCUGUCCCACUGUCUCCCUCUAUUUGUGUUCCUCUCACACUGAGAGAUGGUGAGUGUUACCAUGUCUUCGUUAGCUACAGCAGCACUGACUACCAGUGGACCCACUCCCUCAUCAACCAGCUGGAGUCCUGGGGCAUGCAGGUCUGCUUCCAUGACCGUGACUUCACUCCUGGCCGCACCGUGUGGGACAACAUGUCCAACUGCAUCCAGGAGAGCCAGAAGGUCUUGCUGGUUCUCAGCAAAGAGUUUGUGAGGAGCCGCUGGUGUCUCCUGGAGGCUAACAUGUCACUGUUAAGAGACUGCCUGGAGAGGAAGCCCAUCAUCCCAGUGCUGCUGGAGCGAGGGGUCUCUGUUCCUCUCCACCUCUGCCACCUCACCUACCUGGAGGGCAACGACCCUGACUUUAUGAAUAAACUACUCAAGGUGAUCUGCACGUCCAACCAGCAGCUUCAAGGGUCCACUGUGAUGCCCUUCCAGCCUCCGUCUAUAUACAACGGUAAGGCCCUGCAGCCUUUGACUGCUGUCAAUGAUGAGGAGCUCUAUAAAUGGGAUUCUGGUCAGUUCAGUGACAUGGAGGUGCCAGACCAACUGCGCCUGAUCGUUGAGGACCAAGAGAAGUACAGAACGGCUAUUAGUCUCUGGAAGAAGGAUGAUGAGAAGUACAUAGUGAGGGAGAUGCAGAAAGUCAUAGGUCAAGCAAACACAAUCCUCUCUGCGGAGAAGGUGUUAAUGGGCUGUCGGUCCAAUUCAAAAAUCUAUCUGGUGUAUGUUUCUCUGGACAGUUGCAAAGAAGAGUUUGCAGGAACAUUUUCAGAGCAGGAUGGUGCUGAAGAUAUGUUUCAAAAAGCUCUGAUGUUCUUCUCAUCAGGUUACGCCUGCUGCCUUGCUAAAAGACACUUUCCCUUUCCCCAGCCCAGCUCCACUGGUCACCUGGAGCGAGGGGUGUGUUUCUGUCAGUAUGUCUCCGAGCAGCUGAAGACAGGGCAAUGGGAAUAG